UUUUAGAUCAGAUACGCAAAUCAACAGGAAGAUCUUUAGAUGUAGGCAUUAGCUGACUUUUAAAUGCAUAUAAAGGUAAAUAAUUUCAAUUUGCAGUAAUUUUAAAAGUACAUAACCAAUCAUGUUCGUGUUUUGUGGGAAUUUCUGAAAACGCACAUGACAAAAAUACCACGUCAGGCACGUGAUACCGUAAUCACAACAGAAAACACUUUCUGACUGACCUGAGAAAGAUGAAGGUGCUAGCCCUGAUCCUGGCAUAUUGUGUGGGGAUAGCAGUGUCCAUCCCCAGAGACGUAGUGUUCCCACCCCUAGAGGAAGGCGGGAAGAACUGGGCACUACUGGUGGCAGGUUCAAAUGGCUGGGGGAAUUACAGACAUCAGUCUGAUGUUUGUCAUGCAUACCAAAUCCUGAAAAAUCAUGGAAUUCCUGAUGAACAAAUUGUUGUCAUGAUGGUAGACGACAUAGCAGAUAAUAAAGAAAACCCUACCCCUGGUAAGAUUAUAAACAGACCCGAUGGAGAUGACGUCUAUCAUGGAGUCCCUAAAGACUACACGGGGUUGGAGGAAGUAGUUCCAGAUGUGUUCUUUAAGGUGCUACAAGGCCAGAAGGAUGAACUCCUAGCUAGUGGUAUUGGUUCUGGAAAAGUUAUUGAUAGUGGCCCAAAGGACAAUGUCUUUGUUAACUUUGUAGACCACGGUGGUCCUGGUAUUAUUGCAUUUGGACGCAAAUUUCUUCAUGCCAUGGACCUCAUAGAAACCUUGGAUAACAUGCAUAAAGAGAAAAAGUUUGCAAAGCUGCUGUUUUACUUAGAAGCCUGUGAAUCAGGCUCUAUGUUCCAGUAUCUACUGCCUAAAAAUAAAAACAUUCUGGCUGUGACAGCCUCUAAUGCCACUACCUCAUCCUAUGCCUGUUACUUUGAUAAGACAAGGAAGACCUUUCUGGGGGAUGUUUUUAGUGUUAAAUGGAUGGAAGACUCUGAUAAGGAAAAUCUAAACAAGGAGACAAUUGAAAAGCAGUUCAAGAUUGUCAAGAAGGAGACUAAUACCAGUACUGUCUGUCAGUAUGGAGACCUGAAAAUGGACUCUUUAAUGGUGGCAGAAUUUCAGGGAUCAGGCCAGUCCAAUCAAGUUGUUUUACCCAUUCCUGACCCAAAUGUUGGAGCAGUACCUUCAGAAGAUGUUGAUCUGCAUAUCAAUAUGAACUUGUUCAAACUGGCAACAACAACUGAAGAGAGAAAAUACUACUCCGAAAAAAUAGCCCAGGAAUCCAUAAGACGAGGAAAAGUUGCACCCCUUAUACAGAAGAUUGUUUCCAUAGCAACAAACAAUAACAACAAACAGGUUGAGAGGAUCCUGAAGGCGCGGAUGGGUUUGUUUAGGAAUGAGUGUUAUAAGGCAGUGGUAGAGCAUCUGGCUGACACCUGUCCCCAGCUAGAACUGAGAGAGCAAUUUGGAUAUGCUCUCAAACACCUGUAUGCCUUUGUGAACCUAUGUGAAGAGAGUGUGCCAACUGACACCAUUCUGGAAGCCAUCACAAAGGGAUGCAGUUUAGGUGAAUGUGUUUACAAGCGAUGGCUGUCCAAUACAAACUUUGGGAACCCUGCUAACUGGAACGCCGGUCGUCCGCCGUGUGGUAACGAUGUGGCGGUCAUACACGAAGAGAGUGCCGCAGUGUUCCUGCAAGUGAACACCACAGUUAAACAACUGGUGAUGCCUAUGAACGGCGAGGUAGUGUUCGGAUCAAAUGCUAUUUUAGGAUUUAGUGAGCAGCCAGAUCACAGCGCCAGCUGUACGCCCUAUAGUUCCGAUGUUGAGUUUAAUGUUACAUACCCCAGAGACUGGUUAGAUUCAAACAACUGGUGUGAAACAGACUCAGAAACGGGUAACUGUAAAACAACCCCUCGACUGGAUUCCGAAAAAGUGCCAUGCAUGAAUGAUGAUGUUGUUUUUCCGUCUGGAAACUCUUUCUACGUUAAUGUGGAGACAGGACUAGAUAUCAAAAUUAACACUCUAAAAAUCACAGGAAAGGCAUACACAACGACAACUUUUCAAUCUUUUUUGUCCACAAACCAAGGAAAAGGGAUGUUUCCACCGCCCCCAAACAACGCCCAGAGAUCGACCGUCACUAUUCAGAGGCGCCCAUGUACGGACCCCACAGGCUGUCUCUGCGGAAACAAUCAGGAAGAGAUGCUGAAUCGUAUUUGUGCAAUACAACAAAAGAGAUGCUCCAAAGCUCAAUGCCGAACGCCAUUGCGGCCACUAGGACAUUGUUGCGACAUGUGUGGUGGAGUUGCCGUCAUGAAAUACGGAACUGGCUUCCGGUUCACUACUCUAGUAAAUGGUAUUCACAGAAACGUUAUUGACAGAAAGUCCGAGUAUAAAGACAUUACAAUCAUCACUUUCAAAGUUUAUGAAGGCGGUGUUCAAAUGGUUUUAAUGGAUGAUGACGGCGUGAAAGCAUCUCAGCUAGCACAAGAAAUCAACACGGAGAUACAGAAUGAUAUAAAUGCAGGAGGUUUUAAAUACAGCAUAAUGAGCGUCAUAACGGAUACUUCAUCUGGCGGUCAUUCAACUUUUCAAAUAUAUUCAUCAUUUUCAGCGGAACCGAUGCCAAAGGGAGAAAUAGCCGGUUUGGUAGUGGGCGGGGCAGUGAUACUGGUGGUCGUUGCUCUCGCAGUCAUUUUAAUCUAUAGACGGAAAAAGAGUUUUAAAAAACCUAAUUUUCGAAAGCCUCGUGUUGAAGUUCCGCCUUCCUUUGGCUUCCGGUUUGGUGGACCGGAAAACGUGGGACCAUCUCAGGGCUUUGACAACCCUAUGUAUGGAAAUAAUCCACUUGAGAACGAGAAGCCAAUAGACCUGGAAAUGAUGCCGAGUUCCGUGCCUCUGGAACAAGAGGAACAGCCUACGUUCGAUUCCUCCCGGGGAUUUGACAACCCACUGUAUGACACCGGGCCUCUAAAUGAGUCAAUGUUCACGGAUCCAUCCGUGGUGGAAAAAAGCUCAACAGACAAGGAAUCCACACCCACAAGUUUUGUCAAUCCUAUUGCCAUGAUGGAGGAAAAAACAGAGAAAUGACACAA
Messenger RNA from Saccostrea cuccullata (small rock oyster), 3079 nucleotides. RefSeq lists its product as uncharacterized. Gene Ontology annotation, biological process: vacuolar protein processing. The transcript is spliced from 24 exons. The record is from RefSeq and is a predicted model, not a curated record. Gene Ontology annotation, molecular function: cysteine-type endopeptidase activity. Lineage: Eukaryota; Metazoa; Mollusca; Bivalvia; Ostreida; Ostreidae. Bases 231 to 3074 code for a protein of 947 amino acids.